AUGGAUUCAUCACGUGCUGAUAAUACAGCAGCUGUUCCUCACAGGGACGUCUGGUUUCAUAUAAAGUAUUGGGGCUAUAUCCUUCCCAUUGCCUACAUUGCCUCCAUUCUGUAUGUGCUUGUUCCUCUCUCUGGUGUGUUUGUUACUGUGCAAGACUACAAUAUCGACGAAUGUGUCAAGAUGGAAGGUCCCAGCGACUUCAAGUACUGUGAGGACUUUGUCUUGUCCAAUGAGCCUGGUGUAGCCUAUGUCAGUUGUGAUCCUGUCAGAAUCCAGUACAACGAUAUCAUGGGCAUCGACAAGCUGACUCCCGGUGAAGCUGUUCCUGCUGGAGCCAUUUGGAAAGUGAAUUAUGCUGAAACACCUGCUUCCAUUGACAGAUUCAACAUGCAAAUCCAAAGCAACAUCUGGGCCAACUUCCAUCCCUUGGGCGUCGCUCUUGAUGUGCAUCCUGAGUCCAACGAAAAGACACUUGCCGCUAUUAAUAAGCCUCAUCAUGGCCAUCCCUCUGUCGAAUUCUUUCGCGUCGAUGAUGAUCAGAUCACUUUGAUUCACAAACACACUGUGCAGCACCCCAAAAUCUACUCUCCCAACGGCAUUCAUGUCGUCCAAGAUGUCAGAUUGAGGUCACAGGAUGGCAUCCCUUCCUUCUUCUUUUCCAAUGAUCACUACUUUGUGAAUCCCAUCUUGAGAAAGGUGGAAGACUACUUUUUCCAUUGGAGCAAUGUUGGCUUCUAUAACGCAGUGACAGGUCAGGUAGAAAAGGGUGUAGAGGGCUUGUACUUUGCUAACGGCGUGUCAGGCACGGAUCAUGCACUCUUCAUUUCCGAGACAAACAAACGCUCUGUCAGGCAAUACAGAAUCGUGACAACCUUGUCAAGCAACGGUAUCCCUCAUGUCCAGCUCGAUCAUGUUGCCGAGGCAAAGUUCAACAUGGCUGUUGACAAUCUCCACUAUCAGGCUGAAAAGGAGUUGCUGGUCGUUGGCGGCCAUCCCAAGCCAUUGGAGCUAAUCAAGUACAUUGCUGCUGCUGAUCCUUCAUCUACCACUAAGCCUCCCUCUCAAGUGGAUGUGUGGGACAUCAAGACUGGAGAGACCAAGACAUUGAUCCAAGACACUGGCUCCCUAUUUAGUACUUCUAGCUCGGGUGCUCUUGAUGUUGUAAACUCCAAAUUAGUUGUAUCUGGUCUUUACGAGCAUGGCCUACUGGUGUGCGACAUGUAA
Molecule: messenger RNA, 1224 nt
Organism: Mucor velutinosus
Lineage: Eukaryota; Fungi; Mucoromycota; Mucoromycetes; Mucorales; Mucoraceae
Product: Ubiquitin-conjugating enzyme E2 4
Exons: 3
Coding region: 1-1224 (407 amino acids)
Molecular function (GO): arylesterase activity
Source: RefSeq, a predicted model, not a curated record